AAGGGAAAUUCCCCAUUGGCUAAAAGGAAAAAAAAAAUUCAGCCGCGAGCCCGCAGCCUCCGGUCGCCUCCUCCGCCAUCUACUCGGAGCUCCCGGAUCGAGGGGAGCGCUCGCCGCCGCCGCAGCGACCUCGCCGGAUCACGGCGGCGGGGGCCGAUCGAUCGGAGGUCGGUCGAUUGCCUUCGGCGGGUGGGAGAUGGAUGGCGGCGUGGGAGGCGCGCACAGCUCGCGGAGGAGCGUGUCCUCGUCGACCGGAUCCAGGAGGAGGGCCGGGCCCACGGAGAACGGCCACCACGACGCCGCCGCUGCCGCCGCCGGCAGGAGGUCCUCCGCUUCCAUCUCCCGCGCCUCGCAGCAGUCGAUGACCGGGGAGAGGACCGUGAAGAGGUUAAGAUUGUCCAAGGCACUGACGAUUCCGGAUCACACAACCGUCUACGAGGCUUGUCGGAGGAUGGCUGCACGCAGGGUGGACGCUGUGUUGCUGACCGACUCCAAUGCUUUGCUGUGCGGGAUCCUUACUGACAAGGACAUAACCACAAGAGUAAUUGCUCGCGAAUUGAAGCUAGAAGAGACACCUGUUUCAAAGGUCAUGACAAGAAAUCCUCUCUUUGUUCUGUCUGACACACUCGCGGUCGAGGCAUUGCAGAAGAUGGUGCAAGGUAAGUUCAGACAUUUACCUGUCGUGGAGAACGGUGAAGUCAUUGCACUGCUCGACAUAGCCAAGUGCCUGUAUGAUGCUAUUGCGCGAAUGGAAAGGGCAGCCGAGAAAGGAAAAGCCAUUGCUGCUGCUGUUGAGGGUGUAGAGAAGCACUGGGGAGCUUCUGUGUCUGGUCCUAAUACUUUUAUUGAGACUCUUCGAGAGCGGAUGUUUAGGCCAUCACUAUCUACCAUUAUUUCUGAGAAUUCAAAAGUGGUGACUGUUGCACCAACUGACACAGUGUUGACGGCAUCAAAAAAGAUGCUUGAAGUUAAAGUAAGUUCAGCGGUUGUAGCAAUUGAAAACAAGCCUGGGGGGAUUCUGACCUCUAGAGAUAUUUUGAUGCGUGUUAUAGCCCAGAAUCUCCCACCUGAAUCUACUACUGUUGAGAAGGUCAUGACCCAGACUCCUGAAUGUGCCACGGUUGACACUCCAAUCCUUGAUGCCCUCCAUACAAUGCACGACGGAAAGUUUUUACAUUUGCCUGUCUUAGACAAGGAUGGAAAUGUUGUAACUGUAGUUGAUGUCCUUCACAUAACCCAUGCUGCAAUUGCAACUGUUGGAAACAGCGCGGGAUCUGGAUCUGAGGCGACAUCAGCUAUGAUGCAGAGAUUUUGGGAUUCAGCAAUGUCCAUUGGACCUCUUGAUGAUGAUGAUGACUCCAGAAGUGAAGGAUCAACUAAAGUGGCGUCUGAGGCAACAGAUGUAGGAAGAUCAGCUUUUUAUCCGGCUUCUGGUUUGUCCAACACAUUCGGGUUCAAGAUUCAAGACAAACAAGGCAGGAUGCACAGAUUUAACUGCGAAACGAGCAGCUUGACAGAGUUGAUAACCAGCAUUCUACAGAGGCUUGGCGAUGACAUCGAUAGAAAAAACCUACCACAAAUUUUGUAUGAAGAUGAGGAUCAUGAUAAGGUCAUACUUUCAUCGGACAGUGACCUUGUAGCUGCUGUGGACCAUGCAAGGCAAAUCGGUUGGAAGAGCUUGAAGUUGCACUUGGAUUACGCCGGUGUUGGUCGCCGGAAGAGAGGCGGUGGUGGCACUUCAGACUUCGAGUACGCUGGAAAGGAUGCGUGGGCUUCAGCCUACAGCGCUGUGGCUGCAGGAGCAGCUCUUGUUGCAGGCCUUGGCGUGAUGGCUUACCUGAAGAGAGCAGGCUAGGCUUGCAGCUUUGCAGUUGCAGAUGCAGAUGCAGAUGAGGCUUUCAUCUUGUGAUGAUGAUGAUACGAAAUGUUACAGAAUCAAAUUUGAGCAGAUUGGUGUGUAAAUUAAUUCUUGUGGGGAAAAAAAUCUGUAAUAAUCUCACGGCAGCGGAUGGCUGCCUACAUAUAAUGACGAAAUUUUCCGGUGGCUAAAAAAAUGUCUGGUAUUCAGCUUGUAUCGCCACUGUACAAUGAAGCAAAUGCUCUGUACUAUGUGUUGGGACAGUGUGAAUUCUUUUGCCGUUUGCUCGUUUGACAACA
Molecule: messenger RNA, 2157 nt
Organism: Oryza sativa Japonica Group (Japanese rice)
Lineage: Eukaryota; Viridiplantae; Streptophyta; Magnoliopsida; Poales; Poaceae
Product: CBS domain-containing protein CBSCBSPB1
Molecular function (GO): protein binding
Source: RefSeq, a predicted model, not a curated record